This is a messenger RNA of Antrostomus carolinensis (chuck-will's-widow), 515 nucleotides long. RefSeq names its product tripartite motif containing 7 (gene TRIM7). NCBI's taxonomy places the organism in Eukaryota, Metazoa, Chordata, Aves, Caprimulgiformes, Caprimulgidae. The record is from RefSeq and is a predicted model, not a curated record. Gene Ontology annotation, molecular function: protein binding. The transcript has a single exon. The annotation marks the transcript as partial.
AGGACUUGACCCUGGACCCUGAUUCUGCAAACCAUCUCCUCAUCCUCUCCGCAGACCUGAAGAGCGUGAGGAUGGGCUGUAGGAAACAAGAACUGCCCGACAACCCCAAGAGAUUCGACACGAACUCAAGGGUCCUGGCUACCACGGGUUUCAAGUCAGGAAGACAUUACUGGGAAGUGGAGGUAGGAGCUUCAGAUGGUUGGGCCUUUGGGGUGGCCAAGGAAUCCGUCAGAAGGAAAGGUCUGACACAAUUUUCUCCAGAAGAAGGGAUCUGGGCAGUUCAACAGAAUGGAGGUCGUUAUUGGGCUGUUACUUCACCUCAGCGUACCCCGUUGUGUCUCAACCAGAAACUCAAUAAGGUCAGGGUGUACUUGGAUUAUGAAGGAGAAGAAGUCUCCUUCUACAACGCUGAGAACAUGCAACACAUCUUCACCUUCAAUGUUGCCUUCCAGGAGAAGGUGUUCCCUCUCUUUUCCGUCUGUUCUACCGUUACCUACAUCAAACUCUGCCCUUGA